Molecule: messenger RNA, 849 nt
Organism: Penaeus vannamei (Pacific white shrimp)
Lineage: Eukaryota; Metazoa; Arthropoda; Malacostraca; Decapoda; Penaeidae
Source: RefSeq, a predicted model, not a curated record
AUGAGGGUUACCAUUCCUCUGCCUGAGAAGACGUGGGCCAGCACGACGCAGCUCCGAUGGGUUCAGGAGGUCAGAGGUCAGGGCAGCAAGGUCACGCCCUGGUCCCUGGACGACGUGUAUGUGGGCGAGGCCUGCCCUGACCACUGCAGCGGCCACGGGGACUGCGUCGACGGCGUCUGCACCUGUGAUGCGGGAUACGAAGGUGGGUGCUUGAGGUGGUUUUCAGUGGUGGUCUUGGUGGUCACUGGGUUAGAGGUGGGUUUUCAGUGGGUUUUUGUCUUUAGUGGAUCAUUGAUGGGCCUGUGGGUCAGAAGUGGGCCAUUGGUGGGUCUUCGCCUCGUGGACGGGUUCGAGGGCGGCGUGGGCGCGAACUGGCAGGUGGUGAGCGGGGGCGGCGUGGGUCUCGGCUGCAACUCGCUCGCUCCUUACGGACACGGGAAGCACCUCUACUUCUCGGGCUGCGGGACGAGGCAGGCGGUCACGGCCGAGAUGGACACCAGGAGGGCCAGCCACGACCACUCCCCGUCGUGUCGCGUGGACCUCAGCGACCCUCAGCGCAGCCUGGACAAGGGCGUGGUCCUGCAGUACACGUCGGACAACGGGAUCACGUGGACGACGCUGAACGUGCACGACCCGCUCGACUUCAGAAAGGUGGGCUUCGCCCCCGCCCGCGUGGCCUACAGCCUCCCCCCGGACGCCCGCAGCUACGGCGUGCAGCUCCGGUGGUGGCAGCCGGACCACGACGGCGCCAGCACUGACCAGUGGGCCGUCGACAACGUGGAGAUCGUGCUGGCACAGCGUAAAGAUACUAGCAAGUACAACAGCAAAGGUUUCCACGACAGUCUCUGA